Messenger RNA from Stegastes partitus (bicolor damselfish), 1065 nucleotides. Its product is annotated as cytosolic 5'-nucleotidase 1A-like. Gene Ontology annotation, biological process: adenosine metabolic process; nucleotide metabolic process. The transcript has 6 exons. Lineage: Eukaryota; Metazoa; Chordata; Actinopteri; Pomacentridae. Bases 439 to 1065 code for a protein of 208 amino acids. The record is from RefSeq and is a predicted model, not a curated record. Gene Ontology annotation, molecular function: nucleotide binding; 5'-nucleotidase activity; magnesium ion binding. Gene Ontology annotation, cellular component: cytoplasm; cytosol.
GGGAUAGAGGGAGACUGAGAGGUAGCAGCAGAUGGACUGCUGCACACUCACAAAGGACAGAUUGUAUGUUUGACAGUAUGUGUGUAUGCAUGCAUACUGUAGCAGAGCAGGAACUGUUUGUAGGAUAAUGGUUGUGAAGGAGUGAGUCCAUAUCCUGGAUGCAGAGAGGAAUAAUCCUCUUGAGCAGGGAAAAAAAACAGGGGGAUAAAGACAAGUGACAAAGAGGCAGAACACUUUCGCUCUUCACACUUGCUUUCAGGUCAACCUGAGUAAAAAAAAAAAAACAAGCACAGUAGCAAACCAAUGUAUGUGACAGGAGAAUCUCGAUAAAUGCUACGGAUUUCUUGUUUGCUCGGUUUUACUUUUUUUUCACCUAAGAAAAGUACAGCAACUUAAGGUAGAGUAGCCUGGCUCGCUUCGGAAGCUGAGGGAUCCUCUAUGGUGAAGAUGAGUCUGGAUCCUGUGCAGGUGAUGAGCGGACAGGUGGAGGAGCUCAAAGUCGCCCCUUCGUCCAACGGGGACAGCAGAGGAUCAUGGGAGGAGAAGGAAGAGCUUGACCAAGACCACCUGGUCCUGACUUCCAAGCCAAAAUCAGUGACAGGGAGACGAGCCCGGAAGGUGGAGGGAGGCGUGUUCUUCCCGAAGCCAGAGAAUGCCGUGACCGUUGCCGUUUCUUCUCGCGUCUUGUUUCGGACCGAGGUGGAGCAGAAGGUGUUCGAGCAGAAGGGUGUGGAGGAAUAUCUGAGAUACCAAAUCGAACACGAGAAUGAACCCUUCGCCCCUGGACCUGCUUUCCCCUUCGUCAAGGCUCUGGAGGCGGUCAAUGCUCGUCUGCGGGAGCUGUACCCACAAAGUGAAGAACUGUUCGACAUCGUUUUGGUCACGUACAACCAUGCGCAUGUAGGAAUCCGGCUCAUCAACACCAUCAACCAUCACAACUUGUUUAUUGAGAGGUUUUGUAUGACGGGAGGAAGCAGUCCUAUCGGCUACUUGAAGGCCUGGCACACCAACCUCUACCUGUCUGCUGACGCUGACAAGGUCAGGGAGGCGUUGGCUGAAGUCUGA